Messenger RNA from Nycticebus coucang (slow loris), 3990 nucleotides. RefSeq names its product ubiquitin conjugating enzyme E2 D3 (gene UBE2D3). Gene Ontology annotation, molecular function: ubiquitin conjugating enzyme activity. The record is from RefSeq and is a predicted model, not a curated record. Lineage: Eukaryota; Metazoa; Chordata; Mammalia; Primates; Lorisidae. The transcript is spliced from 8 exons. Gene Ontology annotation, biological process: protein K11-linked ubiquitination; ubiquitin-dependent protein catabolic process. Gene Ontology annotation, cellular component: nucleus. Bases 550 to 1011 code for a protein of 153 amino acids.
CUCGAUGCUUCUCUGGGUCUAAGGGGUUCCGCCACUCGCCUACCCUCCCCCCAAACCCAUGACCCACCUCCGUCCCCUGCCCUCCCAGUCCAACCUCCAGUCGGUUUAGUAAGAAGGUGCUGUUCCAAAAAGAAGGAAAAGUGGGUGGCACGACUUGGCUCGGCUCUAGACGUGGGAAGUAAACCGUCUUCCUUCACCCUCACAUUCGCCCUGUGCUCGCGACGGCGGCGUUGGCGGACUGAUACGCGGCGGUGAAGAGGCAGGAGGAGGGGGAGGGGCGGAGCGUGGCAGCUGGCAGUAGUUCCGUCAGAGCGGACAUCUUGUGGCUGUGUCGUGCGCGUGAGCCCCGUAGGGCCGGGGAGGCACCAGCUGCCGCGCGGGGAGGAGGCCGAGGCCGCAGCUUGAGGGAGGCCCCGGCCCCUCUGCGCCUGUGUCUGGCAGAGCCGGUGUGAGACAAGACAAUCCUUCCCCGUCGCCCGGAUAAUCAAGAGUUUUGGCCGGACCUUUGAGCACACACCGGGAUAGUGAGCCAGACGAAAAGCACAGACUAUGGCGCUGAAACGGAUUAAUAAGGAACUUAGUGAUUUGGCCCGUGACCCUCCAGCACAAUGUUCUGCAGGUCCAGUUGGGGAUGAUAGUUUUUUUUUUCUUCCAGUGUUUCAUUGGCAAGCCACAAUUAUGGGACCUAAUGACAGCCCAUAUCAAGGUGGUGUAUUCUUUUUGACAAUUCAUUUUCCUACAGACUACCCCUUCAAACCACCUAAGGUUGCAUUUACAACAAGAAUUUAUCAUCCAAAUAUUAACAGUAAUGGCAGCAUUUGUCUCGAUAUUCUAAGAUCACAAUGGUCUCCUGCUUUAACUAUUUCUAAAGUUCUUUUAUCCAUUUGUUCACUGUUAUGUGAUCCAAACCCAGAUGACCCCCUAGUGCCAGAGAUUGCACGGAUCUAUAAAACAGACAGAGAUAAGUACAACAGAAUAUCUCGGGAAUGGACUCAGAAGUAUGCCAUGUGAUGCUACCUUAAAGUCAGAAUAACCUGCAUUAUAGCUGGAAUAAACUUUAAAUUACUGUUCCUUUUUUGAUUUUUCUUAUCCGGCUGCUCCCCUAUCAGACCUCAUCUUUUUUAAUUUUAUUUUUUGUUUACCUCCCUCCAUUCAUUCACAUGCUCAUCAGAGAAGACUUAAGUUCUUCCAGCUUUGGACAAUAACUGCUUUUAGAAACUGUAAAGUAGUUACAAGAGAACAGUUGCCCAAGACUCAGAAUUUUUUUAAAAAUGGAGCAUGUGUAUUAUGUGGCCAAUGUCUUCACUCUAAUUUGGUUAUGAGACUAAAACCUUUCCUCACUGCUCUAACAUGCUGAAGAAAUCACCUGAGGGGGAGGGAGAUGGAUGCUCAGUUGUCACAUCAAAGGAAGCAGCAUUAUUCAGUCAGCAUCCAUUCUUGUUUAAGCCUUCCAUUGUUAGAGAUUUGAGGUUACAUGAUAUACUUUAUGCUCAUAACUGAUGUGGCUGGAGAAUUGGUAUUGAAUUUAUAGCAUCAGCAGAACAGAAAAUGUGAUGUAUUUUAUGCAUGUCAAUAAAGGAAUGACCUGUUCUUGUUCUACAGAGAAUGGAAAUUGGAAGUCAAACACCCUUUGUAUUCCAAAAUAGGGUCUCAAACAUUUUGUAAUUUUCAUUUAAAUUGUUAGGAGGCUUGGAGCUAUUAGUUAAUCUAUCUUCCAAUACACUGUUUAAUAUAGCACUGAAUAAAUGAUGCAAGUUGUCAAUGGAUGAGUGAUCAACUAAUAGCUCUGCUAGUAAUUGAUUUAUUUUUCUUCAAUAAAGUUGCAUAAACCAAUGAGUUAGCUGCCUGGAUUCAUCAGUAUGGGAAACAAUCUUUUGUAAAUGCAAAGCUGUUUUUUGUAUAUACUGUUGGGAUUUGCUUCAUUGUUUGACAUCAAAUGAUGUAAAGUUCAAAAGAGUGAAUAUUUUGCCAUGUUCAGUUAAAGUGCACAGUCUGUUACAGGUUGACACAUUGCUUGACCUGAUUUAUGCAGAAUUAAUAAGCUAUUUGGAUAGUGUAGCUUUAAUGCGCUGCACAUGAUACUGGCAGCCCUGGAGUUCAUAGUUGGACUUGGGACCCAGCAGUUUUGAAACGUGUGUGUGGAGUUUUAAGAAAUUUAUUUUCCAGGUGCAGCCCCCGUCUUAAAAUUUUUCUUCACCUUGUACACUCGACAGCUGAAAAAAAUAACACGGGAGUAAUAAUGGGUCAAAAUUUUCAAAAUAAAGUACUGUUUUGGUGUGGGAGUUGUCAUGAGGCUGUGUUGAAGUGACUUAUCUAUGUGGGAUAUUGAGUAUCCAUUGAAAUGGAUUUGUUCAGCCAUUUACAUUAAUGAGCAUUUAAAUGCAACAGAUAUCAUUUCAGGUGACUUAAACAUGAAUGAAUAAAAGUAAAUGCUAUUGGAUUAUUUUUGUUUGACAAGUGCUAUCUGUGCUACUAAUAUAACUUCUGUAGUAACGAGGGCAUUACCAUUCUUUACCCUUCCUAAUUCUGACUUGAUAGUUUUUAAUUUUCUUCUAAUUAUUUUGUUUAUUGCUUUAUUUCCCAAAGUUCUGUGUUAAAUUUCUAGCACAUCUGUGACUUCUCCACUUCCACAUUUUUUUGCACUGCCUGCACUUGUGUGCAAUCUUGUCUGCACACAGAUGUGGAAAGCUAGAAAUGAUAAAGCAUAAUUUUUAUAAAUGUUUUAACACGUAGUUUGGACUUCAGGUUCUUACCUAAACUGGAAGUGAAAUGCAUGCCUUUUGAAGACGUUCUGGCUUUGUUGAUUCUGUAAUCAUUUCAUUUGAAGAUACUGUGCUAUACAGUUUUUCAUUUUGUCUUUUGCUUCAAGAGUAAUGGCUCCUUCAGGGAGCCUCAUUCGAAACUUGUUUUAAUUCAAAUUGUGAAUGAGAAAUUAGUUAGAUACUGCUCCACAAGGUAAGAAAUACUGUUCUUGGCUCUAUUUUCAAAGUAAUUAACUUCUGAGACUCAAUACUCUCAAAAUAACAGCUUUACUAGGCAUAUAUCUUGAAAGCCAAACACGUAUAACACUUUUGUAAAACAAUGGAUCCCUCACUGGCUUUCAAAUGGACUUUUUUAGCCUUAGACAACCAUUAGGUAUUUACAGAUAUGACUUCCUAAACAUUGAUUGUCAUAAUUAGUGGAUGUGUCCAGUUCUCUUUAUAUUUGACUUGAUGCUUUAUACAACGUCUCAUUUGUCACUUCUAAGGGAAUAAGCCAUAGAGGCAUACCCAGGUUUAAGAGAACGAUAAUUUAAGGUACCUGGAAAAUCAACAUUUUUGAAUGUAUGGACACUGGACUUGGUGGGAUCAUCUAUAAUGAAACUUUCUCCAAAAGUAGAACUUUUCCCCCACACCACCCAGUAACUUGAUACUACCAGUGCCAUGUGUAGGAGUAAAGUGCAGAUUAAGGAUUGAUUUUCUUCUAUUCCUAUGUAUUUCCUGUAUUUUUUAAUGCAUAAAUUUUUAAGUUUCUCUUAACCCAUAAGAAUGAGGGUCCAACUGAUAGCUGUUAAUAAAUUUGCAUUUUAAUUGACUAAUUUUUUUCCUGGGCAGGUUUGCAACGUGAUAAUCAGAUUUUUUUUUUUAAUAACUGUUUUCUUGUGUGGGUGUACUCACAUUUUAAAGUAUGAACCACAGUUAACUAGUGGUCUCAGGGGUAGUGAAACACUCACUUUUUUUUUAAUGGCUUAGUUGAAGUAUACUUAAGGUACUGAUCAUGCUGUGUUAGUGAUGGGGGGGUGCAACUAAAAUUAGCCAUGUUGUGUGUUGGCAUAACAAAGAUGUUAAAUGACUGUUGAUUACACUUUGAAGUGAACUUGUCUAUUUUAUGAGGAAUCCAGUGCAAGUCACUAAAUAUUGUCUAAUAGUGACAUCUGCAUAAGACUUGUAAUAGCUACAGUUAAUUGAGCUUAAAGGAAUUGUUACCAUUAAAGUCUUGUGUUUAAAGACA